Messenger RNA from Lampris incognitus (smalleye Pacific opah), 2529 nucleotides. RefSeq names its product ribosomal protein S6 kinase b, polypeptide 1b (gene rps6kb1b). The record is from RefSeq and is a predicted model, not a curated record. NCBI's taxonomy places the organism in Eukaryota, Metazoa, Chordata, Actinopteri, Lampriformes, Lampridae. Gene Ontology annotation, biological process: protein phosphorylation; signal transduction. Bases 13 to 1596 code for a protein of 527 amino acids. The transcript is spliced from 15 exons. Gene Ontology annotation, molecular function: ATP binding; protein serine/threonine kinase activity.
GUGUGGUAGUCCAUGAGGUGGGGGAACAGCAGUUAUCCUCACCGUGUUGAGAGUGCACAGCGUGCCGAACGAAACGCAGCCAUGGCUGGGGUGUUCGACAUCGACUUGGAUCAGCCGGAGGAAAACGUGUCCGACGACGAGAUUGAAGAGGCCCAGAUCAAUGAUUUCAUGGAGCAGUGCAGUGGAUUUGAGUUCAACAUAGAUGACUGUGAGAAGAUCGAAAUAUCAGAGGACAAUGUUAAUCAAGGAACAGAGAGCAUCAGGCCUGAGUGCUUUGAGCUCCUGCGGGUGCUGGGAAAAGGUGGUUAUGGAAAGGUGUUUCAGGUUCGAAAAGUUGUUGGAGCUGCUUCAGGCAAAAUAUUUGCCAUGAAGGUUUUAAAGAAGGCUAUGAUUGUACGCAAUGCUAAGGACACGGCCCACACCAAGGCAGAGCGCAACAUUUUGGAGGAGGUGAAGCAUCCCUUCAUUGUGGAUCUCAUCUAUGCCUUCCAGACAGGAGGAAAACUGUAUCUCAUCUUGGAGUACCUCAGUGGAGGGGAGCUCUUCAUGCAGUUGGAAAGAGAAGGCAUCUUCAUGGAAGACACAGCCUGUUUCUACCUAGCAGAGAUCUCCAUGGCUCUCGGGCAUCUGCAUCAGAAAGGCAUCAUCUAUAGAGACCUGAAGCCCGAGAACAUCAUGCUUAACAACCAAGGCCAUGUAAAGUUGACUGACUUUGGGCUAUGUAAAGAGUCCAUUCAUGAUGGCACGGUCACCCAUACCUUCUGUGGUACCAUAGAAUAUAUGGCCCCAGAGAUCCUGAUGAGGAGCGGACACAACAGAGCAGUGGACUGGUGGAGUUUGGGAGCACUGAUGUACGAUAUGCUCACAGGAGCGCCACCAUUUACCGGCGAAAACCGAAAAAAGACCAUUGACAAGAUUUUGAAGUGCAAGCUAAACCUCCCACCCUACCUCACACAAGAAGCUAGAGAUCUCCUGAAACGGUUGCUGAAGAGAAAUGCCUCAUCUCGGCUGGGUGCAGGGGCUGGAGACGCCACGGAAGUGCAGGCCCAUCCCUUCUUUCGACACAUUAACUGGGAGGAUUUGCUGGCCAGGAAGGUGGAGCCUCCUUUCAAGCCCUUCCUGCAAUCCGCUGAGGACGUGAGUCAGUUUGACUCCAAGUUCACCAGUCAGACACCAGUAGACAGUCCAGACGACUCGACCCUCAGCGAGAGUGCCAAUCAAGCCUUCCUGGGUUUCACAUACGUUGCUCCGUCGGUCCUGGAAAACAUCAAAGAGAAGUUCUCCUUCGAGCCGAAAAUACGCUCACCUCGACGGUUUGUGGGCAGCCCGAGAACACCUCUCAGCCCAGUCAAGUACUCAGGAGUGGAGUGCUGGUCCCGUAGCCCCCUCCUUCCCAGCGGAGGAGCUGGUCCUCAGUCUCCACCAGAGCAGGCCAUGGAGCUGUCCACCCCAGAGCAGAUGGACGUGACGGUGAGCUCUGAGGCCUCGGCCCCCCUGCCUAUCCGCCAGCCUGCCGGAGCCAACCUAGCUCAGAUGAAGCAACAAACCUAUCCAAACAUGGCCAAGCGGCCGGAGCAUCUACGUAUGAACCUAUGACCCACCACACAACUUUAGGUUUUUUGUUUUUUGUUUGUUUCUUGUUUUUUUUUUUUUUUGACUUUUUCUCUCUUGAUAUUAUUCUUUUCUUUGUAAGGAGGGGGAAAAAAAGCAAAAAGAGACAGAUGCCAGAGACAGUGGAAAUAUGAAUUGCACAUCAAUAUCCACACACAUACCGUCACUACCUGGAAUUUGGGGGUUGCUGAGACCCCAGGGAGUACAGUAAAAGUUCAACUGACUAAACUGUCACCUCUCAUCCUUCUUCACCUCAGGUCUCCUUUGACCUCUGUCCCUCGACCGCUGUUUAGCUGAACUGGAUUUAAUAGGACUGGACAUCUUCUGGGAACCACAGCCUUUUGUAUGACUGUGUCAUACUAUAAGAUGAAAUGAGAUAAUUUAUCACAAAGUACGCAUCUUAUUACUUAAACACUAAAAUGCAGUCAGUCAGUUGUGCUGUACCAGACUACAUCCAAAGUGCUAUGUGUGUUGUCUGAAUGAACGCUGAUGAGGAAAUUGCUUCCAUUUAAUGGUUGGGAGAUUUUGACAGCACUUCUUUCAGGGGGAAAGAAAAAAAGAAUGCUUCCAGGCCCUGAACAAUCCGAAUUAUUACCUUUUAAAGGAAAAAAAAAAAAAGACAUGAUUGGGAGCAGCUUUGAUAAGCAGAGGUUCUGAUGUUGAACACAGCUUUGUGUCUUAGGAUGUUUUACAAGACUGAUGCAUCAACUAUGCUAUAAAUCGAUGAUGGAUCAAUGAGAGCCUCAAUAAAAACAAAACAUUCACUUUUUACAUUCUCCUAGUAACAGUGUCGUGGAUGACUUAUUGACCAGCUUAUUUGAUAUGGACGCUGCGGUACUCUUCAGUCUUAUGCUAUAACGAGUGGAUCAGUCAGAUGACACAAAACCACAUAUGCCGAAGAUAACUGGUGUGACUUGC